AUGGAAAACUAACAUCCAUUCAUCGUACUUCUUCUGGGAGACUGCAAUACAGGGAAAUCAACAAUAGUGGGGAGAUAUUUGGAGAACAAAUUAGUUGAACCACAACCAACAGUUGGAAUAGUAAAGCGAGAGAGCCAAAUAGAAAUUGGUAACAGCAAUUAGAAGGCUUAAGUAUUUUGGUUAGCUAUUUAGAUCUACGACACAUCUGGGAAUGAAAAAUUUAGAGCCUAAGUUUUGGCUGAAUUUAAGAAUUCAUCAGCUGUGGUAUUGGUUUACGAUAUAACUGAUUAUCAAAGCUUUUAAAAUGUGCAGACGUUACAGAAAGGUAUUGAGUAGAUUGAUUGUGACUUAGAGGUGGCAAGAUAGAAUCCAAAUAUAGAUUAUUGGAUAGUUGUGGGAAACAAGUUGGAUUUGAAGGAGCAAAGAAAAGUUCAUAUGGAUGAAGGAAAGAAGUUUGCAUCAGCGAUUGGGGCUAGAUUUAUGGAAUGCUCAGCUUAACAACCAAGCAAUAUCAAUUUGAUAUUCUUGACAAUUCAACAAUGGACUUAGAUUAACAUUUAACCGAAAUAUGUCCCAGAGCAAACUCAAAGACUUUUGGAGAAAUUGAAUAAUGAUGAGCAACAAAAGCAACUUUAGACUUCUACCUCGAAAAACAAUUAAACAAAAUUCAAAAAUAAGAAUACGAGUUUCUCUUUGAUAUAGAAUAAUACGAAUAAUGUAGUUUCGUCGUCAUUUGAUGAUUAAUAAAAUUCAUUUAAUGGAGAUAGCAUGUAAGAUUAUUUUGCAUAAUUAUUAAAAAAAGCAGAUUAGUAGACUCAAAAAGUAAAUUAAUGAUAUUAUAAAGUUAGCAGAUGUGAUUGUAGAGGAAGCAUAAGAAAAUAUAAUUUAAUCGUUGAAAUAACAAACAUUGACAAUUUCAAAUUCGAAACCACUAUAUCUUCUCGAAGAUCCAAGUUCUCAGUUAUAAGAGAAAGCUGAAGACAAAAUAUCAAUGAUGAAAAAGAAGCAUAAAUAAUUAGAUAAGUUGAGGAAAGAGAUUGCGUAAAACUUGUUACUUGUUCAGGAACAAAGGAAGAAGCUUACAACUGAUUAAGUUAUUGAGAACACUUAAACUUAAAAGUUAGAGAGAGAGUUAUAAAAAAGAUUGUUGAGUGUUGAAAAGAAUAUGGAUUUCUUGAAAACUGAUAUCAUUUUAUCCUAAAAGUCACAGAAGUUUUGUACUAAUAAAAAUCAUUUUCUAUCAAGUGAUUAAACUCAAAUUCUCAAAUAACACAUUAACUAAAUUCAAAAUCCGGAACACAUUAAAGAGUAGAAUGAACAGAUUGCUAAAAUCAAAAUUGAAAGAAAGAAACUAGAAGAAUCAAGAAACAAUAGAUAUAAACAAUAUGUUGAUAAUUUAGAAUCUCUGUUGAAAUAGGAGAAGGAAGUUAGGUAAAAGAAUGAAUAAGAUUUAAUUCUAAAGAGAAAAGAAAAGGCCAUGUAAAAGAUAGCAUCAAUGGAUAAAAUACGAUAAGAGCGAUCAUAAUAAAUGAUUAAGCAGAAUGAAUAAGUGAAACAAAUUAUUGGAACAACACCUUUACAUAUUAAAUUAGAAAAUGUAUUCUAAGAGAAGAAUAAUACCUCGUAAUUAGAGGAACACAAAUUAAAAUUGAAAUAAAUUAGAGAUCUACAUUAACCUGUUAGAAUGAAUGAUUUGAAAGUAUGGGAAGAAAAUUAUGAAAAAAGGAGGAAAUCAUAGGAAGAUAUAAGAAAUUAAAAAAUUCUCAAAAAUAAUCAACUAUCCUAUCAUGCAUCUUAUGAAUCCUCUGCUUAUAAAUAAGUUAAAGAAGAAUAAGCUAAAUAUCUAAAAGAAAAGGAAUAAACACUCAAGGACUAGUAAUCAAAACAAUAAGUUAAAUAGGAUUUCAUAAAUAAGCUUAAGGAUUACCUCCCUUCUAUUAGCCCAGAGAAAUAAUAGGAGUUAGAGUAGAUCAUUAAUAAGGCACAUCACAAAAUAAACUUUUAUGAGUUCAUAGAAAUGACUAAGAAAGUCAAGUUAAAAGGAGUGUUUUUUGACAAGGAGGGGAAAAUCCUAGAAAGAAGUGUUGAUGUAAAAUUCUUAUAUACAUAAGAUAGGAAGAAUACUAUGAGAAAAUAAAGGAAAAUGAAAAGAAUGAAGAAUAAAAUGCUAAGGUAAUUGGAAAUAAGUAUCUGAACGAUAUGAGAAAGAUUGUCAAAAAACCUAGUUAACAUCAAAGUGUCGAUAAGCUCCAAUCUCAAUCAAAUCCAGAAUAAGGGUAUUAAUAGGCAGUUAGAAAUCCGAAGCAAAAUAAGUUGAAUGAAAUCAAAUCUCAUUGGAAAUUAAAGCCCAAAUUGACAUUUGAAGAAACAGAUCUUGAAAAAAUCAUAGAUGGAAAUGAGGGUAUGUAUUUAAAAUAUUGGAGUGAAUGGAUUCUCAAAUCAUCAUGUCAUGCAAGAAGCAAAUAAAUUAGCAUUUGAAGCAGUCAGAAAAAUGUAGAUCAUAGAAGCGAAGGGAAAGGGGAAAGAGUGCUUUAAAGAUAUUGAAUCAGCAGAUAAGUUGCUAAUCAAUUCCAUCAAGGUUGAUAUUUGAUAGCAUUUAUUUUUAGGCUAAACUUUCUCUAAUGGAAAAGGAACUCAAGUCUGAGAAUCGAGGAUAAGAGACAUCUACUAAUCAGAAUCGGGGGAGAAGUAAUACUAAAUAGCAUGUAUGA
Messenger RNA from Paramecium octaurelia, 2711 nucleotides. NCBI's taxonomy places the organism in Eukaryota, Ciliophora, Oligohymenophorea, Peniculida, Parameciidae. The record is from the annotation of a GenBank genome assembly.